UUGACGGCUGCUGAAAUCACAAUGGCUGAUCGCUUUCCCAUCGACGUCCGAAUUAACGGCAUAAUGUACAAAGAGAAGACCAAAAUGUACAUGACAUCCGUGCUGUGGUCGGAUCAGACCGAAGUGACCGUGUGUAGAUCCCUCCAGGACUUCAAGGAAUUUCAUAAGCGACUGAAAAAACAAUUUGCAGUGGAUAAUCAACGAGAGAGAGUGCUCCCCAGAUUCAGAGGUCAAAUGCUAAGGAUGAACUUUCAGAAGUCCCCAGCUAUGCAUGUACGUCGUGGAAGGGCUCUGGAGAAGUACUGCACUGAGCUUCUGAAAUGUGACCCCAGCAUCAGUGGUGAGGCAGAAGUCAUUCAGUUCUUCCUUCCCAAAGAGCAGGAGUUGCAGCCAGAGUUUGUGCAGAACAGUGUGAUGAUUUUUCAACCAGAAGCUGUCCCUAAUGGCUUGGCCAGUAGAAAGCUAAGCUCUGGGAACGUGACGCAGCCGUAUGUCACCCAAACAUAUCGGUGUGUGGCUCCAUAUGAGACGAAGGACACUAAUAAUAGACCAUUUAAUGUUGCUGUGAAUGAAACACUGGAUGUUCUCAUCAAAGACCAAGCAGGAUGGUGGCUGGUGGAAAAUGAGUCCAAAUGUUUAGCCUGGUUUCCUGCUCCCUUCCUGGAGAUAUGUGAGGACGAAGAAGAAGAUGAUGAACUGGAUAACGCAGCUGCUCAAACUCCUCUGUACUGUGCUGCAAGGAGCUACACUGCUAAAACAAGAGAUGAGUUAUCAGUGGCCAUUGGCACCAUACUGGAGGUGUUGCAGAAGUCUGACAAUGGCUGGUGGCUUGCUAGAUACAAUGGGAAGACAGGCUAUGUGCCCUCCAUGCACCUGCUGGCCGUACACGGACCCGAUUACGACAGAUCCAACAGCUGCUCAGACAGCAUUUGCAGCAGCAGUGAUGGCAUGGACGUCAGAUUCCACUCCGUCAGUUCUAUGGGCUCGAGCUUUGAGGAUGAGGAGGACACAGGAAAGCCAGAAAGCGAUUCAGAAUCUGACAGCGCACACAGUGGCGUGUCUGGGGAACCGCCAAGCCCUACCGAUUCAGAAAGCGGCAGACUGCCAAGAAUACCACCUCGUCCACGCACCCGAGAGAUCCUCAGACGCUGCACCACCUACACCCGCAAAGCUGCCCUGGCAACCCAGUCCCAGCUAUUCCCUGAAAGAUUUGGCCCUAACAAUUAG
This is a messenger RNA of Electrophorus electricus (electric eel), 1227 nucleotides long. Lineage: Eukaryota; Metazoa; Chordata; Actinopteri; Gymnotiformes; Gymnotidae. The record is from RefSeq and is a predicted model, not a curated record.